Messenger RNA from Ectocarpus sp. CCAP 1310/34, 1298 nucleotides. The record is from the annotation of a GenBank genome assembly. NCBI's taxonomy places the organism in Eukaryota, Phaeophyceae, Ectocarpales, Ectocarpaceae.
UUGCUUACAACUUUCGCUGGUCAUCGAGUACCUGCAGAGAUUGAGAUGAUGUCGUGCUGAAUACUCCUCACCGCAAUACCGUCCCUCAAGUCCAGCAGCAUCAUUCCAUGACUACCACGAGCCGCAACACCAGCAACCAAUCACCGACCUACGAGAAUCCGCCCGGUUGAUCCUGACUGACGAGCGAGAGAAACGACCGCCCUGUUCGCCAACAAAAUCCACUCGGAAAUACCCACCACGCCCUCAACGAAGAGUUGUCUUCGGAAGUUAUCAAGAAGACGAGAGCAGACAACAAGUCGGGCAUAUCCACCGCUGCGUGACCCACGACGAGCAGGAUUGCUCCCGAUUUUUUCCCGUUCCCAGCGGCUUGGACACCAAGGACGACAACGGCGACGAUCGCCGUCAUCAUGGCCACCACCACUGCCGCCCUGGACGAGGUGCACUUCGUCAACCCCGACGCCGUCGGGGCGCGCUCCCGCCGCCGCGUCAAGCUCGCCGCCGCCCGCGCCCGGCUGGCCGCCCUGGCAGCUGCCGGGGGCGGCGCGUCUUCCCUGGGGGGGGACGGCGCCGGCCCCGGCGUGAGCGAGAAGGAGGUGCGAAAGCAGCAGAGGAUGCUGAGGAACCGGGAGUCGGCUGCUCUGUCGAGGAAGCGCAAGAGCGACCGUAUCGGCGAGCUGGAGAUCCAGGUGGAGGCCCUCCAGGAGGAAAACCGCCGCCUCCGCCAGCGCAUCGACCGCCAAGAGGACGACGGCCGCGACGCGGGCAACGGCAACGGCAACUGCCGCGUCUUCAACGCGGGCGAGAUGACCGACUCGCACUCCCCGCCGGCGGCGGCCGCAGGCAACGGCUGCGUCAUCAACACCGCCGCCUCGGACCCCCCGCCGGCGGCAUGGGCUCCCACCGACCUCGCCGCCAGGGCCGCACUGGCUGCCACUUCUUCCAUCGUUCUCCCUUGCGCGUCUACGACCACCAUCAUCCCCACCACGCCGCCCGCCACCAACAGCGACCUCGCCGCUGCGAACAAGGUUUUCCGCGGGGGGUCUGGCGUACCCGUCGCCGGCGGCCCCUCCUGCUCGGCCACGGCGACUUGUGCUUCUUCUUCUCACGUCCCUGCUUCUGCCAACGCUUGCUUUAAUAUGAUCUCGCAACCCGCAGUGUUUGCGUAACACUUUUAAUCAGGCCGGUUUUUGCGUCGUUUGUCCUCUCGAGUCUGGUUCCCUCUCCCUGGUCCUUCCCUUCCUUCUCCUCUUUUCCUUGCCCUGUUCACCGUCGCGCUGAUGGGGCACGGGAGAAGGGGG